ACACAUGAGCGUCAGGGUCCUCUGCGUGCCAAAGGUUGAGGCGGCCAUAACUCUAAAGCGCUCUUCGUGUACCGCGUUAUAGAGCCCGCCAAUGGAUUUAGCGCGGGAAAAGGGCUCGGCGGCGUUCUAGAGUUCGUAGAGCGCGUGCAGGUCGUGAGAUAGAGCCCUGAAGGUCCGGGGACAGCCCUGUGGAGCGUCCUGCUAGUGCGCGGGUCCCGGCGGCUCUGCCUGGCCAAGGUUGAGGCGGCCAUAACUCCAAGGGACUCUCCGUGUACCGCGUUAUAGAGCUCUCCAAAGGCUUUAGCGCGGGAAAAUGGCUCAACGGCGUUCUAGAGUUCGUAGAGCGCGUGCAGGUUGUGAGAUAGAGCCGUGAAGGUCCGGGGAGAGCCGUGUGGAGCGUCCUGCUAGUGCGCGGGUCCCGGCGGCUCUGCUUGGCCGCUCGUCCCGCCAUUUUGAAACCAAAGCCGUUAUGGCCGACGCUAGAGCCCCUGCCUUGGGAGUUUUGCGGUGAUUCCUGACGCGGCCAUGCGAGUGUUUGCUGUCCCUGUGUGCCAGUUUGUGCCCGAAAGACCCGAGACUGUGUUGGCGUGACCAGUGGUGAUGGAAACGGUCUGAGUGGCGAGAAAACGUCCUGUGUGUGUGAGGCGCCGUCCCUGGACUGACUCGGGGGUUUGUUGGACAUAACAAUGGAGGAGACUAACGGAGGGGGCAUGCAGGUGGACUCUCCCCCUAAGGUGGGAGGUAACGUUGAGCCCCCACCAAGAGAAGAACCCAUCAUAGACCCCAUCAACGGCAUUGUACAGCCCCCCUUCACCCCUCCAUCUCACAGACCUGGACGUGUUACAAAUCAGCUUCAGUACAUCCAGAAACAAGUGAUGAAGACUGUAUGGAAACACCAGUUUGCUUGGCCAUUUCACCAGCCAGUGGAUGCCAUGAAGCUCAAUUUACCUGACUACCACAAAAUAAUUAAGCACCCUAUGGACCUGGGCACUAUUAAGAAACGCCUUGAAAACAAAUACUAUUGGAGUGCCAAAGAGUGUAUACAAGACUUCAACACUAUGUUUACUAAUUGCUAUGUGUAUAAUAAGCCUGGUGAGGAUGUAGUGUUAAUGGCACAGACCCUAGAAAAAAUAUUUUUAACAAAAGUGGCAGCGAUGCCCAAAGACGAAAAUGAGGUGGAGGAUGCCACGAGCAAAGGUGGCAAGGGGCGUAAAGGUCGGACACCAUCAGUGCCAGGAACAAAGCCCCCUAGACCACCCUCAGUUCCCUCUGCCCCGUCUGUGACGACCCCAGCCACGGUGCCGGUGGUCACAGUGCCCCCCGUCAUGAGUGCCGUCACGGUUGGGGGCGUCACCAGCGCCAGUUCGCCAGCCUUGUCCAACUCGCUCUCUUCCCCACCAACGGCCACCACCAUGGGGUCAUCUCAACUGCCAUUACCCAUGAGAGUAAGCACCCCGCCAACCACCACUACUGUGCUGGGUUCCACUGCUCAGCCCACCGUCCCAGCGCCUGCGUCUACAAACUCUUUUCCACCGGUGUCAACUCUAGGAGGGCCGAUUCAAGGUUUUCCACCUCACCCAACCCCAGCCCCCAGUCAUCCGAACCCUUCCACUACUAUUGACGGGUGGAAUCAGAACGACGCUCAGAAGGGGAUUAAGAGGAAAGCAGAUGCAAUGAACCCAAUGAUUGGCAACUCUAAUUUAGAUGCAUUUUCACCUGGGCUAGGAGAAAAGAUGGGGAAGAUAUCUUCUCGGAGAGAGUCAGGCAGACAAAUCAAGAAGGUAAACAAGGAUUUACCAGAUUCUCAGCCACAACACAGCACGAAGCCAAAGGGGAAGGUUUCAGAGUCCUUCAAAAACUGCAACGAAAUUCUCAAAGAACUUUUUUCUAAAAAGCAUUCGGGAUAUGCGUGGCCCUUCUAUAAACCAGUUGAUGCAGAUCUCCUCGGGUUAUCAGAUUAUCACGAGAUCAUCAAACAUCCAAUGGAUUUAGGCACAGUCAAGACAAAAAUGGACAAUAGAGAGUACAAGAAUGGUGCAGAAUUUGCUAAUGAUGUUAGAACUAUAUUCACAAAUUGUUACAAAUACAACCCUCCUGACCAUGACGUGGUAGCCAUGGCAAGAAAGCUACAAGAUGUUUUUGAAAUGAGGUAUGCCAAAGUACCAGAAGAUGAGCCAUUUGAAAUUCACCCAGCCACAGACUCUGAGGAGUCUGACAGUGAAAGUGAAAGUGAAACAGACGACUCAGAAGACGAGAGAGAAAGAAAACUUGUUCAACUCCAAGAGCAACUAAGACAAGUUCAGGAGCAAAUGAAAUUAUUAGUAGAGGAGUCUUUGAGAAGAGGGAAAGAAAAGAAGAAAAAAACUAAGAAGAAAAGUAAAGACCGAGAGAAAAUGCUAUCAGACCUCCCAAACUUGCCCAUGUCUACGGCGCCUCUAGUUAACCAGAACACACCUGCGGCGGCCGUGGUGGCGGCCUCUGUGGCGCCAUCUAGUGUACCAGCACCCGGCCCAGUUCCUGCUAAACCUAAGAAAAAUAAAACUAGUAAUAAUAAACAAAAGAGACAACGGUCUAAUGCGAGCAAAUCAAAGAAGAAAGCAGCUGGUGGUCCCUUGGGCAUGGUGUUUGACUCAGAGGAUGAAGACAAUGCUAAGCCCAUGUCCUAUGAUGAGAAGAGGCAACUUAGUUUAGAUAUAAACAAACUCCCUGGUGACAAGCUGGGAAGAGUGGUGCAUAUCAUCCAGACCAGAGAACCAUCAUUAAGGGAUUCUAAUCCUGAUGAAAUAGAAAUAGACUUUGAGACCUUGAAGCCUUCAACCCUAAGAGAACUGGAAGCAUACGUUGCCUCUUGCCUCAGGAAAAAACCUAAGAAAAUGAUAACCCGACCUGAAAAGAAAAAUGUCCUUUCUAAAACUAAAGAAGAAUCUAUGGCUGAAAAGAAGCAGGAGCUUGAAAAGCGAUUGCAAGAUGUAACUGGUCAACUAGGUAAUCCAGCAACAGCAAGAAAGACGCCCAAGAAAGAGGAAAACAAGAGUGUAGAUGUGGUUGGGGGAGGCACGUCACGAUUAACAGAAUCCAGCUCCUCCUCUUCAGAUAGUGAUUCAUCAUCAUCAUCAUCUUCAUCAUCAUCUUCAGAUUCCUCAGACUCAGAAGCAGGGAAUCGCAAGUCUAAGAGAGCAAAGCUUGAUAUUUCUCAGAAACAGUCUCAGCAAAAGCUGCAGCAAGACCAACACCAACAGCCUCACCAGGGGGGAGGAAAAGGAGAGGGUCGCAAGCUCUCCAACUCUAACUCAUCUUCCAACCACAACACCCCGAUGGUUCACGCAACUAUAAGCAAAGGGGACUCCAAAGGGGACUCCUCAACAGGCCGUGUACAAAGCUUAAAGGUCACUCUCGGACUCUCCGGCAAUAAAAAUUCUUCUUCAGUAUCUGAAGUAAAAAAUGAAGAACCAGUCAAGUCUGAAUUAAAAAGCAUUCUGACAAGCAACAGUACCCCAAAACCUACACCUCAGCAGUCCAGCAAAUCCCAGCCCCAACAAGAACAACAACAACAACAACAACAGCAGCAGCAGCAGCAGCAGCAGCAGCAGCAGCAACAACAGCAGCAGCAACAACAGCAACAGCAGCAGCAGCAGCAACAACAGCAGCAGCAGCAGGCUGAACAGUUGAAGCAGCAAGAACAACAAAAACAAGAACAAAAACUUCAAGAACUGCAAAAACAGGAACAGCAAAAGCAACAAGAGCAAAAGGAACAGUUGCAAGAAAAACAAAAAUAUCAACAAAAGCAGCUUCAGAAACAACAGUUAGAGCAACAGAAACAGUUGGAACAACAGAAAAUGUUAGAACAGCAAAAGCAACAGUUGGAACAGCAGAAGCAGCAACUAAAACAACAACAGCAAAAGUUGCAGCAGCAACAGCAGCAACAAGAAGAGCAACUUCAACGACAACACCAGCAACAGCAGCAGCAGCAACAGCAGCAGCAGCAGCAACAGCAACAGCAACAACAACAACAACAUCAUCAACAGCAUCAGCAGGCACAGCAGCAUCACCCACACCACCAUCAGGAACAGCAGCAGCCUCAUCAGCUUCCUCCACACUCUCUGCCACCAACCUUAGAACAGCAACACUUGCACCAUCAACAGCAGCUGCAGCUUCAGCAUCUGCAGCAGCAACACCAUCACCACCAACAGCAGCAGCAGCAGCACUCACUCACUGGAGGGCCAGUGGGCCACAAUGUCACUGGACUUCCUCACCCUUCAGUGUCCAAUGGGUUCACGGGAGACAUGCCGCUGGGUAUGGCGGCACAGUCGCUGGUACACAGUUUGGGAAUAAGUGCAAUCACUAGCCUAGGUGGUCUGACCUCUCUGGGACCCACCGGGCUUGAAGGGCUGAGUAGUGCCGUGUCCAGUGGCAUGAUACCCAGCCUGGUGGAUGUGGUGUCAUCCAGCAGUGCUGCCAUGCCCACCGUAUCUUCCUCUAAUGCAGUCCCGUCUCACAACCCCAUGAUGCACAGUGGUAUAGAGGCCCACCAGGAUCUGCCGUCACACCUACCAGAAACAAGCCUGGCUGAUCUAAAGGCCGCAGGGCUAGACACAAGUCUGGGCUACUACCCGUCAGUGUCUCAAACUCAGGACCAGUCAAUGAUGCGUAAACAGCCAGACAUGGACAUGCACCCAGAUGUCUCCGCAUUGCACCGGCAGCAUGCAGCGGAUCCCUCGGCACUCGUCAAUUACCUCACGGCCCAGGAAAAGAAGCAGUCAUCCUCAGCACCAGACACUCCCAAGUCAUCAUCAAGUAAUUCAUUCAAUAAGCCGAAGCCAACCCCAAAAAAUCUGAGUUCCUGGUCGUCGCUGGCCCAGAGCGCCGUCCCCUCGCCAACGGCAUCAACCUCCCUCAAGACCUCAGCCAGUGAUUCUUUUGCUCAGUUCAAGAGAGUGGCAAAAGAAAAAGAAGCACGGCAACGCCAGAUCAUUGAGCAACAAGAACAGAGGAGACAGCAGAAAGAGCAAGUCGAGAAAGAGCGGGCCAGAGCGGAGGCUGAGAGGGAGCGAGCCCGUGUGGAGGAGGAAGCGCUGGAGCGGGCCAUGGAGCAGGCCAAGGAGGCGCGAGCAACUCAGGAAAUGCAAAGAAGAGAAUCACUCACUGUCAGGGAGCGACCACCUUCAGGCCCCAAGGUUGCCACGCCCAUGACAGCCUCAACGUCACCACACCCUCAGCUGGCCACCCCCGCCGGCCCUCCGAGCUCCCAUCCCCCGGCCACACCAACUCCCUCACAUGACAGUGCAAAACUCAGCGAUCGAGACAGACAAAAACUUAGAGAACAGGAACGGAGACGAAGAGAAGCCAUGGCCGGUCAAAUUGACAUGAAUCGCCAGAGUGACUUGAUGGCAGCAUUUGAGGAACAGUGUGGGAAGUAAUGUAGAUAUCAUACCAAAAAUAUUGUUUUAUUCAUGUCAGCUUUGUUCCUUGUAUACAACCCAACUCAGACAUCACCUAAGUCUCAUUAUUUGAUAUAUUUUGUACAUAUAGGUAUAACUGUGUUUAUAUUUAUUAUGGUUAUGUGAGAGUUCUCGUUGUUGCUGUAAAUUUAUGUAUGAAACAAACAGAUGUAAAUGUUACAUUUUGGCUGUGAAAUCGUCCCUUGCCAGUGCAUGUUGUCGGCAAGUUGUACAACCAUCAGCUCCACUGCUGGUUGGUGUUAGAUUCACUUAGCCAGCCCUGGGUAGAGGAAUAUAUUUCCUACUAUGGAUGACAACCUUGUGACUCUUUGCCUUGGUUAUAAAGAAACAAGUUGACAAGAUGAGGAAGUGAAUGGACUGCAUCUUCUGGUCCAGCAAUGUGUUUCAGUGUCUGUCAGGAUCGCCACGUUUCCUGAGGCACAGCGGACCACUUUUGGAAGCACAAGUCAAAGCUUAUCAAGAACAGUGUACAACAACAUGGCAGAAUAUUAUGUUUGUCCAUACUUGAAGAUAACUUUAUUUAUAUGAUUCAUCCAAUUCCACUGUUAAAGCAUAUGGUAAAAUGUAAAUGGUAAUAUUCCAAGUGAGUAGACUGGUCAGAGUACUACUUGAGUGUGUGUUUGCUCUUUUGUUGUAACAUUCAGAAGGAUGAUUGUUUUGUUUAACAUAAAAUUAUCAAGUGCAUUUAUAGUGGAAUAAAUGGAUCCUCCUAUUAUACAGUGCAUUGCUGUAUUGGUGCUUUGUUAAAGAUAGAGGACAAUACAAAUACUCUGCAUGUAAAGGCUGUUUCAUUAUUAGACUUCUAACAGAUUCUCAACAAGCGGCUGUUGUAUUCAGCCGUGGAUAUUUUAUGGUGUUUAUGUCGCCAUACAUUAACUUUCCAUAUUGACCAACGAUUUUCAUCUAAGAAAAUGUUAAUCAAUAUUAGACUUAGGAUUUUUUAAUAAAAUGUGUUAAAAGUAUAUGGCUUAAAAGCCAGUAGACCAUCAUUUUGGGUUUGUUAUAUAACCUUGGGUAUGGUACCUAACUUUGAUUUACGUUUUGGACAGGACGCAUUCUCUUAAGUGCUUGAAGAAAGCUUGUAAACUUUGGGAAUCAGCUUAGGAGUAUAAUGGCACAUAGUAAACAGUCAGCAUUAAUGGUGGUUUACUAGUAACACUUUUUUUUUCUUUUUUAUGGCCUCAAAUACUCGUACUCACAUUGAAUGUGUGGAGUUUUAUUUAACAUAAAACCGUACUGUGAAUUAUUUUUCUUCUGUUUUUUAAGGAGAAUAACCAUAUCCCAACGUGCAAGAGGUUGUGCUAUGUCGGUGCUCCAGGGCUGCUGACGUGUGUAUAUAGCUGUAUAGUUAAUGGUUAUAUUAUUUAAAAGCAGAUGGUGAGAGCCAUGAUUUACCUGGCAUAUAGUAGUCAUGACAUGUGCAUCAGAAGACAAACUUGCUUAUAGCAUUCCAUAUAACUAAAUCAUAGAUGUGUCAUAAAUUUCAUACAUUUGAUCAAAAAUCUAAAAAUGUUGUGGAGGAGAGAUUAAAGGUUAUGAAAAGC
Eriocheir sinensis (Chinese mitten crab) is the source of this 7003-nucleotide messenger RNA. Its product is annotated as bromodomain testis-specific protein-like. The transcript is spliced from 19 exons. Bases 687 to 5417 code for a protein of 1576 amino acids. Gene Ontology annotation, biological process: regulation of DNA-templated transcription; chromatin remodeling. The record is from RefSeq and is a predicted model, not a curated record. Lineage: Eukaryota; Metazoa; Arthropoda; Malacostraca; Decapoda; Varunidae. Gene Ontology annotation, cellular component: nucleus; chromatin.